AUGUUUCAAUUUCUCCUCCUCCUCGUUCUCUCAAUCUCAACCAUUUCUGCAUCAAAAAAUGCAACUUCCAUCUACGAGGUUCUCCACAACCACGGUCUUCCCAUGGGUAUUUUCCCAAAGGGUGUCACCCAAUUCAACGUUGGUGAAGAUGGAAAAUUCUGGGUGCAUUUAGAUCAAGCUUGUAACGCUAAAUUCGAGAACGAGUUGCAUUAUGAUCGAAACGUAUCUGGGUCGUUGAGUUACGGGAAGAUUGAUGGGUUGACAGGGUUGGAAGCUCAAGAUCUUUUUCUUUGGUUGGCUGUUAAGAGUAUUCGUGUUGAUGUUCCUAGCUCUGGUUUGAUUUACUUUGAUGUUGGUGCGGCUUAUAAGCAAUUCUCGUUGUCUUUGUUUGAAACCCCGCCUGAAUGUGUUGCUGUUCGUGAUCAUUCCGAGGGUCGAUUAGGAAGGCUCCGCUAUAAACUUGAUCAAGGAACUUUGGGAAGAGAUGUUCUAUAG
This is a messenger RNA of Vicia faba (fava bean), 495 nucleotides long. Lineage: Eukaryota; Viridiplantae; Streptophyta; Magnoliopsida; Fabales; Fabaceae. The record is from the annotation of a GenBank genome assembly.